Monosiga brevicollis MX1 is the source of this 1166-nucleotide messenger RNA. RefSeq lists its product as uncharacterized. Gene Ontology annotation, cellular component: cytoplasm. The coding region runs from base 141 to 1166 and encodes 341 amino acids. Gene Ontology annotation, molecular function: aldehyde-lyase activity. The transcript has 4 exons. The record is from RefSeq and is a predicted model, not a curated record. Lineage: Eukaryota; Choanoflagellata; Craspedida; Salpingoecidae.
UUUGGCGGGAAGAGGGGGAGAGAAAGGGUUUAUGUGAGCGCGGCGGGACAUCGGUGUCUUGGCCAAAGUGAUCGUGUGUGGGUGUGGGUGUGGGUGUGUGUUCUAAAUUGGCUUGAAGAGGUUGAGGUGUCCUGGUCAGGAUGCUUGGAACGGUGGUGACGAGUAGUUGCCCGCUGGUGGCUCGGCAGCUGGGCCGGACAGGAUUGCGGCUGGCCAUGGUGGAUCUGCAACAUGGCUUGCUCGACAUGCGGGGACUGCUCCCCAUGCUGGGAGCCCUUCGUGAGGUCGAAAAUGUCUGGGUCCGCUGUCCCAGCGGCGAAGACGCCGUGGUGGGUCGCAUCCUUGACCAUGGCGUACGCACCGUGGUCUUGCCUGCCGUCAACACGGCACGUCAAGUAGAAAACUUUGUGCGCGCCGCCACCUAUCCCCCUCGUGGCCACCGAUCCUUUCAAGGCAUGACGUUUGCAGUGGGCUACGAGGGAAACGAAGCCGUGCGUCCCGUGGCCAUGAUUGAGACAAGCGCAGCCCUUGACAAUUUGGACGCCAUUUGCCAGGUGCCAGGUCUACAUGGUUUGCUAGUGGGGCCAUACGACCUGGCUCGUUCCCUGGGCAUCACACCGGAUGUGACAUACAGCCAUGUGGCCAUGCAAGAAGUCUUGGACCAGGUGGUCACCACGGCCCAGCAGAGUGGCUUGCAAGUGGCGGCCUGGGCGGGCUCGGAAAUGGCAGCCACGGCUCUCUUGGAGCGUGGCCUGAAUGCCGUUUUAGUUGGCACGGAUAUGCAAUACCUUCAGGAUGCGAUUGCACAGUCGGCCUUGGUUUCAGGCUUGAGUCGGCGUUCGAUCCAAGCUCCGGUGCCACCUCGCUCUGAGCCAUUGGCCACGGGCAUGUCGGCGGACAUCUUCGGCAUGGCUAGUGACGAUUUGGGCUCAGCCCAGGCGCAACACACUCCAACAGCACCCACACACCCUUGGGAAGCGGCAGGGACACCGUCCUUAUUUGAGGCACAACAACCUGACGCCGAUUUGGAUAUUACCAAUGUGGCCGACAUGCGGGAGGCCUAUCGGCGCAACCCCGCGCUGCUCAAGGACAUGGGGCGUGCUUGGGCUGAGGCCAUCGAUGCUUUUGACAAUUACGAGCUCCCCAGCCGCAAUGGUGAGCGCUAG